CCCCGAAGACGAAUGUAAAUUUUAAUUAAAAUCAAUUAGGCGCACACCCAAAAACACGCACCAAUCCAAUCCAUCCGUAUGCCUCUUUAGAGAGCUCCCAUAUAGCACAAAACUCUACGUUGGACGAAAUUCCGCGCUUAACCUGUUCAGUCGGUGGUCGUGGUCGUGACGGUGGUGCAACCAAUGGACAUAAUUGGUCUAAUUGGACAGAGCAGCAGCAGCAUCGGAGCACCCCCAGUUACAAUAGGAUGGCACAAUUUACACUCUACAACAAACAUAAUGCGCCGCCCAGCAACGACAUUACACGCGUCGACUGCGAUCAUGUGCCCCUAUGCUCCGCCAACGACGUACAGCUAAGAUUCCUGGUGCCCGAUGACCUGACUGAGGUGCGGCAACUAUGCCAAGAAUGGUUUCCAAUCGACUAUCCACUCUCAUGGUAUGAGGAUAUUACCUCAAGCACGCGCUUCUUUGCGCUGGCAGCUGUAUAUAAUCUGGCCAUAAUUGGUUUAAUUGUUGCCGAAAUCAAACCGUAUCGAAAUGUCAAUAAGGAGGUAAUAGCCAAUAUGAGUGAUAGUGAUGAAUUGUACACCAGGCUGAGCGGUUUUCCAAUGCAGGACAAGGGCAUAUUGCCCGACUCGAUGGGUCGGACCGCGGACGUGGGCUACAUUUUGUCCCUGGGCGUGCAUCGGUCGCAUCGACGCAAUGGGAUUGGCUCGCUGCUGCUGGAUGCCCUAAUGAACCACCUGACGACGGUCGAACGGCACUCGGUGAAGGCAAUCUUCCUGCACACGCUGACCACUAACCAACCUGCCAUAUUUUUCUAUGAAAAGCGAAGAUUCACGCUACACUCGUUCCUGCCCUACUACUACAACAUACGGGGCAAGGGCAAGGACGGCUUCACCUACGUGAACUACAUAAACGGAGGCCAUCCACCUUGGACACUACUAGAUCACAUCAAGCACUACGCCACCAAGGUGCGUCACACCAGCACCCUCUGUGUGUGGAUGGCUUCCCGUGUGCAGCAGGUGGUGCGUUGGUUCUACCACAAGCUGCUGAUGCGAUUUAACUUCAUUGAAUGAGGCAAGACAGGACCAAGGACUGACUGCAACGCGACUGGACAACCACAAAAGGCAUUCUUCCGCGUCACAAACAAAACAAACACUUUCAAUUCUAAUUCUGCGUCAGCAUAAUCGGGCAUAGCAUUCAUUAUGUUAUGUCAUUCUGCUGAGCAUGUUGAGCAUAUAUACACAUAUAUAAUUGCACACAAUCGCACACACCCACACACACACACACACCGCCCCCAUACAAUACAAUACACCUUCAUUAUAAAUGUUAGGCAAUAUGCAGGUAUGCAGAUCAUUUCGUUUUUAUACAAAAUAGAAUAACAAAAAAGAGAGAAGAACUAAAAAACAACUAGAGAAAGGAGCAUAAGUUGAAAGAUGUAAAGAUAAUUUUAUAUGUGUAUUAUUACGUUUUAAAUGAUAUUUGUUCAAUGCUGUAAAUAGUCUUAUAAUGUUUAAAUGCUGCUGUAACCGUUUGCCCAUGGCGCGCAAGUGAUUUUGAUACUUUCUGUUUUGGACAUAUUCCAUAUACUAUUUAAUGUGUGUAUGUAUGUUUCUUUGUACGUUUUACUAUUAUUUUUUUUUAUUUUUGGUUAGUUCCACGCACAAGACAGUCAUUUAGUUUAGCGAAAACCAACAACAAAGAUGCUCAUGCUUUAAUGCUUAAAUUAUGGAAUCUGCACGAAAAUAGCUUUGAACUGAGAACGAGAAGCGAAUACUUUAUAUGUAGCAUCCAAUCAUAAAACAACCCAACAACAACACAAAACCUAUCAAAACUCUGUUCGCUGUUUCUAUAGUAUUUUGUAAAAGUAUUUUAAUGCAACUUGUUUCGCAGCUAAUACAUAUUAUUUUAGGCACAAUUUAUUUAGCAAAUUGUAAUAUUUUUA
Molecule: messenger RNA, 1948 nt
Organism: Drosophila persimilis
Lineage: Eukaryota; Metazoa; Arthropoda; Insecta; Diptera; Drosophilidae
Gene: Naa60
Product: N-alpha-acetyltransferase 60
Exons: 5
Coding region: 249-1079 (276 amino acids)
Biological process (GO): N-terminal peptidyl-methionine acetylation
Cellular component (GO): Golgi membrane
Molecular function (GO): protein-N-terminal amino-acid acetyltransferase activity; histone acetyltransferase activity
Source: RefSeq, a predicted model, not a curated record